AUGCAGAAGCUGAAGGAUCCUUUGCCUGCAGCUCGAGGCGGGCUGAGGCUUGGGAAGGCGGCUCAACCCGCCGAUUGCUGCAACAAGUGCCGCGAACAGGCGAACUGCAGUUACUGGAACUACUUCGUAGACACUGGGCUGUGUUACCUAUACACCGCAAGCCUGUGCAGCAGCGACAACUCGGCCGAAAUUAAGAGGACUGUCUACACGCCCAAAGACCCGAAAUCAUAUGUCGGUGGUCGGUGCAACGGCGAUGCUCCCAAGAAGGACAAGAACUUACCAGCCAUCUCCUCCUCGCUGCAAACCUCCCUCCCGGAGCGCUCCUUCUGCCUCUUCUCCGAUCCCGAACUCCACAUCAACAUGCGCCUCGGCGGCUACCUCGACCGCCGCACCACGCUCGCCAACCCCGCCAAUCAGCCCACUCCACGUGUCUGGAUCCGCGAGCUCGGUUUCGUGUGGCAGGCGCCGGCCGCAGGCGAGGAGAGCACUGGAAAGGGCGGAAAGGACAGGCCAGUGCACACUGUGCGAUUCGUGUCGCGCCGCGGGCCGCAAGAGGCGCGGGGGGAUGGCUACUUGGCCGCCCUGGAAGUUGACGGAACACUUGUUCCCAGGCUCAUGCUCGGCGACGAGCUAUCUCUCUUCGACGGCCAAGCCAUCGUCACCAUGGACGCGCACGAGAAGUCAGGCCCGGGCAGUGCUGACGUUGACAAGUACACGAUCCGCAUCGAGGGCCUUCUGGAAGCCGAGAUCCGCCAUUUCCUGCCGUCUGCUCGCGAGAUGCGGAGGCGUUUCACAAUUUCUGACAUAAUUGGUGAGGGUACUUCAGGACGAAUUUGGCGAUGCUUCGACCGAACCUCAGGGAGUCCUUAUGCCUGCAAAGAGAUUCUAAAGUCCGGGCUCACCUCCUUUGAAAUAGAGGGAGUUUACAAUGAGGUGACUACAAUGUGUCUGCUAUCGGCCCAUAAGAAUGUUCUUUCUCUUCACGAGGCGUACGAAGACGACGAUGCGUUUUACCUGAUGACGGAUCUCUGCACGCGUGGCGACCUCUUCGAUCUCAUCGCGGAAACCAACGGCCUGGAUGAACCGACCGCGAGGCACAUAUUUCUUCAGAUUGCUCGAGGUCUCCGCUGGUGCCACCACUUCGACGUGGCUCAUCGCGAUAUCAAGCCCGAAAACAUCAUGCUGACGUCACCCGUGGCCCUUAAAUCUGUACCGAGAUCUGCGCUGACAACCCAGCAUCAACAAGCUACUCCCAUUUCCAAUCCUCGUACAACUCCCUCCGAGUCGGGCGAUAAACAUCUGGAGUCCAAUUGCGGGCUAGAAGAUAUCGAGGUUCGAAUUGGCGACUUCGGAUUGGCUCAACAGAUUCGCGAAGGCGAGGAAUUGAGAAACGUCGUCGGAAGCUAUCCGUACGAGGCGCCAGAGGUGCUCGCUUGUCAGGGCCAUGACCUUAAAGCCGACGUUUGGUCUCUAGGCGUGGUUCUCUACAUGAUGGUAUGCGCCGACUGGCCCGCCUUUCCUAACAAUCACAGGGAAUUGCUGCCGGUCGAUUUCGCCGUCAGUCCUUGGCCGUCCGUGUCGAAAAACCUAAGAGAUCUCGUCCGUCGGAUGAUGGAGGUGGACCCGACGAAGAGACUGAGCAUUGACGGAGUUCUGUCGCAUCCAUGGCUUGUAUCAGCAAACGGAGGCACGAAAGCUCGCAACUCUUGCAUAAUGGAGCGUCUCCUGCCUUCUGCUUUCGAGAUGAGGAAGCGUUUCACAUUUUUCGACAUAAUUGGUGAAGGCAAUUCAGGACUAGUUGGGCGAUGCUACGACCGAAUCUCGGGGAGUCUUCACGCGUGCAAGGAGAUAUUCAAGUCACGGCUUUCCCCCUGCGAAAUAAAGGGAGUAUACAAUGAAGUGGCUAUGAUGAGGCUACUAUCAGGCCACAAGAAUGUGCUUUCUCUUUACAAAGCAUACGAAGACGACAACACGUUUUACCUGAUAACGAAUCUCUGCACGCGAGGGGACCUGUUCGAUCUCAUCGCGGGAACCAAAGGCUUGGAUGAACUGACCGCGAGGCACAUCUUCCUUCAGAUUGCUCGAGGACUCCGCUGGUGCCACCGCUUCAACGUGGCUCAUCGCGACAUUAAGCCCGAAAACAUCCUGCUGACGUCAACUAAGGCUCUUAAAUCUUCGCCAAGAACCCAGUACGAACAGGCUACAACAAUUUCCAGUUUCCGUACUGCUUCCGGUUCGCAAGAUACAUAUCGCCUUGAGUCCAACUGCGGGCUUGCAGAUAUUGAGGUCCGCAUUGGUGACUUCGGAUUGGCUCAGCAGAUCCGCGAUGGCGAAAAUCUGACCGGCGCGGUCGGAAGCCGUCCGUACGAGGCGCCAGAGGUGAUUGCGUGUCAGGAACACGACCUUACAGCCGACGUCUGGUCUCUCGGGGUUUUGCUGCCGGUCGAUUUCGCCGUCAGUCCUUGGCCGUCCGUGUCAAGCAGUCUGAAAGAUCUCGUCCGUCGGAUGAUGGAGGUGGACCCGACGAAGAGACUGAGCAUUGACGGGGUUCUGUCGCAUCCAUGGAUUGUGUCGGCAAGGGGAAGCACAAGAGCUGUCAGCUUGGGAGUCCUGUCACCCGGCAGUAUGAAGGGAACUCGCAACUGUGAAGAAAGCGAGUACUCCUUUUUGGCUUCCUCGCUAAAUGCGCUGUACGGGUGCACUCCACCAUCCCCCCUAACCGCCGAUAAGCGGUGUCAUACACCAACUAGUGUACUUGGAGGUGUUGGCACCAAAUGCUUUGAGCAAUGA
Molecule: messenger RNA, 2790 nt
Organism: Closterium sp. Yama58-4
Lineage: Eukaryota; Viridiplantae; Streptophyta; Zygnematophyceae; Desmidiales; Closteriaceae
Source: the annotation of a GenBank genome assembly